Molecule: messenger RNA, 6351 nt
Organism: Pseudoliparis swirei
Lineage: Eukaryota; Metazoa; Chordata; Actinopteri; Perciformes; Liparidae
Gene: pde4ba
Product: phosphodiesterase 4B, cAMP-specific a
Exons: 15
Coding region: 512-2788 (758 amino acids)
Biological process (GO): signal transduction
Cellular component (GO): perinuclear region of cytoplasm; cytosol; nucleus
Molecular function (GO): transmembrane transporter binding; 3',5'-cyclic-AMP phosphodiesterase activity
Source: RefSeq, a predicted model, not a curated record
GAGAGAGCAGUUUCAGCCCUUCUGAAUCUUUCAUAAGGGAAAUCCUCCAACAUCCCAGCUGCCUGCGAACAGGAGGGUGAGUGUGUGUGUGUGUGUGUGUGUGCUGAGGUGUGCACACACACACAGGGAAAGGAAGCCGAGUGAGAGAGCACUUUGCACACAGUGAGUGUGGAGAAGAGGAAUUAUUCCGUCCUGGAAGGAGCUUCUGAUGUGACCUUGCUUCGGGGUGAAAAGAGAGGAACCGGUGAUGAACAGAAGACCUGCAGGAAAAACACGGAGCGUCAGCGAAAAGGAAAGAGGAUGAGGAGGGAAGGGGCAACACAAACAACAACAACAACAACAACAACAACAACAACAGGGUGUGUGUGUGUGAGCUGGCCUUUUCCUGGGUGAGGUAGCCUUUCUGGAUAAAGCAAGAGGAGGAAGAGGAGGAGGAGGAACCAGCUGAUGUGACUGAAUUUGGACCCUGAAAAAGAGGACAAGAACGACUGGACUGGAGAGAGAGAGAGAGAUGUCUUCCAACGAGCUGAACGUGGAGAUGGACUCGUGCAUCCGGACGUUCAAGGAGCACAUGCACCUGGAGCUGGAGCCGCCCAGGAUCCCAGGUGGGGGGGCGGCGGCCCCCAAGCUGUCGCCCAGGAGCUCGCCGCGUCUCUUCCGCAAGAUCGUGGUCAACAAGAGCAUCCGGCAGCGGCGGCGCUUCACCGUGGCUCACACCUGCUUCGAUGUGGAGAAUGGCCCGUCCUCCGGCUGCAGCCCCCUGGAGCCCCAGGCCUCCCCCGGCUCGGGUCUGGUCCUCCACACCAACUUCCCGGGCCACAGCCAUCGGAGGGAGUCGUUCCUGUACCGCUCCGACAGCGACUACGACCUGUCGCCCAAGUCCAUGUCCAGGAACUCCUCCAUCGCCUCGGAACUACACGGUGAUGACCUGAUUGUAACGCCUUUUGCUCAGGUUCUGGCAAGCCUUCGCAGUGUGAGGAAUAACUUCACCGCACUCACCAAUGUCCAGUGCGCCUCCAGCAAGAGGUCUCCUGCCGCCGCUCAGCCGCCCAUCACCAGAGUCCGUCUCCCAGCAGAUGGACUGAGUCUUCACUUCCUCCUUCAGCAUCGCAGCUCAUCAGACGAGGCGUUCCAGAAGCUCGCCACGGAGACGAUGGAGGAGCUGGACUGGUGUCUGGACCAGCUGGAGACCAUCCAGACGUACCGCUCCGUCAGCGACAUGGCCUCCAACAAGUUCAAGAGAAUGUUGAAUCGGGAGUUGACGCACCUGUCGGAGAUGAGCCGCUCUGGGAAUCAGGUUUCUGAAUUCAUCUCCAACACCUUCCUGGACAAGCAGAACGAUGUGGAGAUCCCGUCCCCGACCUCCAAGGCGCGCGAGAAGAAGAAGCAGCAGCAGAAGUUGAUGACUCAGAUCAGCGGCGUGAGGAAGGUGGCCUACGGGCCCUCGCCCUCCGGCAGCAGCAUCUCGCGCUUCGGCGUGACGACGGACCGGGAGGAGCAGCUGUCGGCCGAGCUGCAGGACCUCAACAAGUGGGGCCUGAACAUCUUCACCGUGUCCGAGUACUCGCACAGCCGGCCGCUCACCUGCAUCAUGUACGCCAUCUUCCAGGAGCGAGAGCUGCUGAAGACGUUCCAGAUCCCCGUGGACACCUUGGUGGCCUACAUGAUGACGCUGGAGGACCACUACCACUCGGACGUGGCGUACCACAACAGCCUGCACGCCGCCGACGUGGCCCAGUCCACGCACAUCCUGCUCUCCACGCCGGCCCUGGAUGAGGUCUUCACAGAUCUCGAGAUCCUAGCGGCCAUCUUUGCUGCAGCCAUCCACGAUGUUGACCAUCCUGGAGUAUCAAACCAGUUCCUCAUCAAUACCAACUCUGAACUGGCGCUGAUGUACAACGACGAGUCGGUGCUGGAGAACCACCACCUGGCCGUGGGCUUCAAGCUGCUGCAGGAGGAGAACUGCGACAUCUUCCAGAACAUUCCCAAGAAGCAGCGGCAGUCGCUCCGCAAGAUGGUCAUCGACAUGGUUCUGGCCACGGACAUGUCCAAGCACAUGAGUCUGCUGGCUGACCUGAAGACGAUGGUGGAGACCAAGAAGGUGACGAGCUCCGGGGUUCUGCUGCUGGACAACUACACCGACCGGAUACAGGUGUUGCGUAACAUGGUGCACUGCGCCGACCUGAGUAACCCCACCAAGUCCCUGGAGCUGUACCGCCAGUGGACCGACCGGAUUAUGGACGAGUUCUUCCACCAGGGAGACAGAGAGAGGGAGAGGGGGAUGGAGAUCAGCCCCAUGUGUGACAAGCACACGGCGUCGGUGGAGAAGAGCCAGGUGGGCUUCAUCGACUACAUCGUGCACCCUCUGUGGGAGACCUGGGCCGACCUGGUCCACCCGGAAGCGCAGGACAUCCUGGACACGCUGGAGGACAACAGGAACUGGUACCAGAGCAUGAUCCCCCAGAGCCCCCCCCCCACCUUCUACGACGAACACAGCGGAGGAGGAAGAGGAAGAGGAGGAGGAGGAGGAGGCACUGGAGGGGGGCAAGGGGGCGGGGACAAGUUUCAGUUCGAGCUCACCUUGGAGGAGGAGGACUUGAACGGAAUAGAGAAAGACGGCGAGGAAGACGAGGAGGAGGAAGACUUAGACGAAGAGGAGGAGGAGAAUAGUCUCGGAGAUUCUCGGUCUCCUCCCCUGGACUAUUCGGACGGCCCCCUGGACGAGGGCCUCAUGAUGGAGCCGGCGAUAGAGAUCGUGACACACGAGGCGUCGCCCACGGACACCUAAAGGGGCGUGGCCAUCGUCGGGCUCACCUGGAGAUUUGAAGAAGUUUUUUGGGGCAAAAAGAGGAGAGGGAACCUCCUCUGAGCUGUUUGAAUACGCCCACACAGGAGCCAGGGCUCCGCGGGGCGUCUUGCACUCGGGGUGUUUGAAGCCGGACCAGACGGUUUCGGGGCGAGGCGGCUUCAGAGUUUUCUCAGGAAAAAUAAAAUGACCGCGAACGUUUAGUUUAGUCUUGACGGACAGGCGGAAAGAGACCGAAAGGGGGCGGGACUUGAACUUGAAUGAUUUUUGGCCAGUUUGGAACAUUAUUAUUUUUUCUUGGACUGGCAUUGAAACGGACGUUGACACGACUGAGAGAAGUUUUGUACCUUUUAAGGCUUUUUUUUCUUCUUUUUUAUUUUACACAAAUAUGAUAUGAUAUAGAAGUAGCGUAGAAUAUAAGAUCUACUGAUGGGGGACACGUUUGUAUAGCAAGAGAAAGUGUUUACUUAUUUUUUCCUGUACCAUUUUGUCAAAGGACUUUCGUGUGCCUUUUUUUACUAUUGUCUUUAUAAUAGUUUUUUUUAUUUUUAUUGAACACUCUAGUAUGUCUGUGAAAUGUUUUUUUCUUUUUCUUAUUAUCUGAAAGAUAAUUUUUGUUUUGUUGUAUGUUUAAAAAGAUAAACAGUCUUCCAUGUAUUGGGCAAUAGAGAAAUCCAAACAAACAUCUGAAUAGAGAAACAUAAACACACACAUCAUACGCACAUUUUUGCCACCGAGCACAACGUUUUGUGGAUUUCAAACGCUUUAUGUUCACUUAUGGUUCACGCUACAUGUUGCUUUAUGAUCCAGAUGUCGGUCAAUGAUUGUCACACUGAAAUACAUCGUAUAUUUUCAUGCUCCAUCUCUUUUUGCAUCCUCUUUUUCAUUGUUGUUACGGCCUGUUUUCACACCAAAACUUGACUUUCAAUGCAAAAUGCUCCACCGUGCAUCAGGAAUCCUGCACACACGGUCAGAUUGUUGCUCCCUCUAAAAUGUCAGCGUAAAAAUGGGACAUUCGAUUUGUGCAAUUUGUCCAAAAGGUUAUUCAAGUUCAAACCCUGAUGACCUUCAAUCGAGGAUCAGAUCGAAUCAGCAGAAAUAUGAGCUGCUGCUGCGGUGAUCUACGACGAGUCAGAAACCAAGUCUGACAAGGACGACGUGCGCGCCGGUGGUGGAUCUAUUUUUAGCCCACAGGUCUUAAUAAUCCUGUUAUUUGGAACGGGUCCUGACCCCCGGACCCUGAGGGGUGUAACGCCCCCCCCCCCUCUGCAAUCAGGCCCAGACCAGAUGAUUAAAGGUCCUCUCAGACCCUCAUCAGCGCCGCCAUUCACAUGGUUUACGAACCCCUUGUGGGCUCCAUGGACACCCCCCCCCUUCCCCCAACCCCCCCCAAAAAACAAUCAGGACGGCUAUUUCAUCCUCGGUGUAAAAAAAUACAAAAUAAAUCACUCAAGUGCUGCUUCAGCUCGGUGACGUCAAUUCAAUGCCCCCUCCCCCUCGCGACCGUAUUGGGUUUCGAGGACAGUCGGGUUAUUAGAAUCUGGUGCAACGGCAGACUGUAUACGCUUCAUAAAAAUAGAAUCAUAAUUAGGUGCUCUAGUUUUAAAAAUAAACCAAAAAUUAGAUUGAAAUCGUCACCUUUCCACAGCUAUUUUAUUUAUAAAUAAAUCUCGCCAUUUCCAUCUUCGGUUCACUGAGAUACUCGAUGGUACUUCAUCUAAUUUCACUCCAGCAUAAGUGGCAAUCGUUUGUAUGUAAGUACGGAAGGUUUUGUACGUGUGUGUGUGUGUGUGUGUUUGUGUGUGUGUGUGUGUGUGUUGACUUUGUCAUCGAGCCUUACCCCCCCCCCCCCAUCACUCCAAAGCCUUUGUCUCUACUGGUUGUCGCUAGGAGCUCAAGUCGGUCCUUUUUGCUGUUUAUAACAGUGUGUAUUUAUUCUAUACUUUAAGUUUGUAAAUAAGAAAUACUGGUUCAGUGUAAAAAUCUAUUUUAAUUUAAAUGCACUUGCAUUACCUGGAAGUGGUGAUGUCUAAUGUGUAGAAGGCUCUGGAUUGGAGUCUUUUUAUAUUAUUUAUAUAUAUAUAAUAUAUAUAUAUGUACAUAUGUACAUAUAUAUAUACAUAUAUGUAUAUAUUUCUAUAUAUAUAUGUAUAUAUACAUAUAUGUAUAUAUAUAAAUAUGUAUAUAUAUAUAUAUAUGAAUAUAUUUAAGGAUAUAAUCGCACAAUGUUUUUGAGUGCCCAGCAGAGCAGCAGCUAAAGAGACAUGUUGUUGUUGUUGUUGUUGUCACAUUAUAACCUUGUAACUCCAAAAAAUAACAUUUUUAUUAUCACCCAAAAAAAUGAAGAACAUUAUAUUAAUCAGCUUAUUAUGCAUGAAUAUUAAACCCCCCCAAAAAAUAUUUUUCACUUUGGCAUCAGAAUUAUAAUAAUUAUAAUAUCACACUUUCUUUCUUUUUUUGGGCAUUUCUUAAAUUUUUUAGUUUCUCUCAAUUAAAUCUCAGUUUAUAUUUCUUAUAGAUAAAAGCUAGAGUUUUACAGAAGACGUGGAGUGUCCUCGAAUUUUUGAAGCUACAAGAGUUCCAUGUGACAGCAGCAACGUGGCGUCCCCGUCGCGGCGUAAAGGACGUAAAGACGGGAUAGAUCUGACAUGUGAGACACGCUAGAAGAUUAUCAACGAUCAGCAUCAAAGGACACAGAGGCUCGUCACGAGCUACACACACAUAUAAGGGUUCUCAAAUGGUUCCUUAAAAGGCUUUGUGGUUCUACGAAGAACCAUCCCCUGCUGAAGAACCUUUCUUUCCUUUGAGGCACCUUUAUAGGUUCUUUGAAGAACUCUUUAAGGACAUGGUUCUUUAGAGAACCCUGGUUUAAAGGUUCUUUGUGGAACGAAAAAUGGUGCCUUAAAGAACCAUUUUGUUAAGGUUCUUUAAGACACCUUUAUAGGUUCUUUGAAGAACUCUUUAAGGAAAUGGUUCUUUAAAGAACCCUGGUUUGAAAGGUUCUUUGUGGAACCAGAAAUGGUUCUUCUGAGGCAUCGCUCUGAAGAACCAUUUGGGGUUCCCGGUGGCCCCUUCAUGGUUCCGUGUGUAAGCUUCAGGUUCAGGUUUGAAGGACACAUAUCACUCCUUUUACACGAUUAAUGCACUUCCUGUAGAAGUAGGCGACACGGGGUGUAGCGGCAGCAUGCUACGACACGCCCGGCACAGACGUGAAGUUAACGAAAACAUGAUCUGUAAACUGAUGUGUGAACUCUCUCCGACCGAAACUUGUUAGCACUUGUUUUUGAAAUUCAAAUUAGUCAGUAUUAACAUUGUUCAUCUAUGUCGGAGCUUUAUUUGGUCCUAGUUGUGUCCAAAUGGUUUGCCAGAUUUAGCACUAUCUGCAUGAGAGGUUGUUUUUUUAUCGUCAAUAAUAUGUUUAAAGUCUGCCAGUUGGCGGGUUAUUAAAUGUUUUAACACAAUGUACGGUAUUAUAUUGUAUAUUGUGUACGAAAAUGAAUCUGAAAUACUUUUUCUAUUAAGUGAUUAAAAGCAAAGCAUGAAUA